Messenger RNA from Micromonas commoda, 1541 nucleotides. RefSeq lists its product with no specific name. Gene Ontology annotation, molecular function: iron-sulfur cluster binding; RNA methyltransferase activity. Bases 1 to 1458 code for a protein of 485 amino acids. Gene Ontology annotation, biological process: tRNA methylation; rRNA base methylation. The transcript has a single exon. The record is from RefSeq and is a predicted model, not a curated record. Lineage: Eukaryota; Viridiplantae; Chlorophyta; Mamiellophyceae; Mamiellales; Mamiellaceae.
AUGGCUCCCGCGAGGAAGCUCACGCGGACCUCCCUCUUCGACAGGUCCGCGCUCGUGGCGUUCCUGGAGGACGGCCUCGGUCCGAAGCGCAAGGAUGCCGCCGCGAAGCACUGCCGCGCCAUCCUGCACGCCGCCGUGCGCGACGCCGAGGCCGGCCUCGACGCCGUGAAUCUCUCCGAGUCCCGCGUCCCCGGGAUACCCAAGUUCGCCCGCGACCAGAUCCCGGAACGGUUCGCGCUCAUCACGACGACGAUCGCCGAUUGCCAAACCUCCAAGGAUGGCAGCACGACCAAGAUGGUGGUGGAGCUCCAGGACGGGCACAGGGUGGAGAGCGUGGUGAUGCGGCACGACAAGGGGCGGGUCACGCUGUGCGUCUCGUCCCAGGUCGGGUGCAAGAUGGGAUGCACGUUCUGCGCGACGGGCACCCUGGGCGAGCUGGGCAACCUCACGUCGGGGGAGAUCUUGGAGCAGCUCGUGCACGCGAACAGGCUGUUCAACGACGACGGAACCGGCGCGGGGCUUCGAAGGGUGUCCGGGACGGCGCACGGGGUGCGUAACCUGGUGUUCAUGGGCAUGGGCGAGCCCCUGAACAACUACGACGCCGUCGUUGGCGCCAUCGGUCCCAUGACGGACCCGAACGCGUUCGCGCUCGCCCCGUCGAGAGUCACCGUGUCCACAGUCGGCGUCGUCCCCAAGAUGCGCAGGCUCGUGAGGGACGCCCCGGGGGUGUGCCUCGCGCUGUCGCUGCACGCCCCGAACCAACGCUUGCGCGAGAAGAUCGUCCCCACCGCGACGGCGUACAAGCUCCCGGAUAUACUCUCCGCCCUCGACGAGUACCUCGCCACAGGUCCGAAGGUUCGCACGAUGAUCGAGUACUGCGUCCUGGGCGGGGUGAACGACACGACGGAGUGCGCGAGGGAGCUCGGAGAGCUGAUGCGCCACCGCGACGUCAUCGUGAACCUCAUACCCUACAAUCCCACCGCGACUCCCAUGGGCCACUCCCCGCCGAAGAUGGAGGACGUCCGGGCGAUGUGCGCGGUGCUCACGGGUCCGGAGUUUAACCAGUUCACCACGGUGCGGCACGAGAUGGGGCAGGACAUAUCCGGCGCGUGCGGGCAGCUGGCGCUGAAGAAGGGACCGAGCGUCGGAAACGGAAACGGCGGCGCGGGGGGGUGCGGGACCGGGGACAUCGAGGACAUCGGGGGCGUCGUUCGCGGCGCGGCGGGCGACGACGGCGUCGGGCUGAGGCGCCGGGGGGGAUCGGGGGGAUCGGGCGGCGCCGGGGCGGCGGGUGGAAGGCGGUCAAAGGCGGAGGUCGACGUCGAGCGCCCGCAGUGGACUUGGGAGGACGUCGCCUUAGUUUUCUUGCUGGUCGUGGCGUUCGGGUCGUUCGCGGUGAUGGUGGCGUCCCUGGGGUACCAUCUCUGGCACAUGGGGGAGGCGGGCGAGGAGCACUGAAAUCAGUCACGAAGGUACAUGUGUACCUCUUCGUUAUAAGUGUUAGGCUAUAAAACGUACGAAGGCACCUUCGUAUCAAUGAA